AUGGCUUCUACAGAACCAUGGCUACUGGAAAAUGGAAACGUCAGAUGCCUGACCAUGGAAAUAAAACACGUCCAUGUUCGGACGGCGCAUAACAUGCCUUCUUCUUCUUCUUCUUCUUCUUCUUCUUCUUCUUCUUCUCCUCUGCGCAAGAAAUCGGACCUUACCCUUGUUUCCAAAGUUCGACGAGGGUUACUCCGAAACAUUUUGGUUAAUCUGCAAGAGGUUUUGUUGGGAACAAAGCUAGCGAUUUUGUUUCUGGCAAUUCCUUUUGCUGUUGCGGCUGAGUGUAAAAAUUUUGGAAGACCAUGGGUGUUCGCAUUGAGUUUACUUGGACUCACUCCUCUUGCUGAACGUGUCAGCUUUUUGACGGAACAAAUCGCUUUCUACACAGGUCCAACAGUUGGAGGGCUUCUAAAUGCUACAUGUGGAAAUGCUACAGAGCUGAUAAUAUCCAUAUUUGCUCUAAUCCAUCAAAAAGUAGAUGUGGUGAAAUACAGUCUACUUGGUUCUAUACUUUCAAACCUUCUUUUGGUUCUUGGAACCUCUCUUUUCUGUGGUGGAAUUGCGAAUCUCGGAAAGGAACAAAAGUUUGAUAGAAAACAAGUGGAUGUGAAUGUGCUCCUUUUGUUGUUGGGAUUGCUUUGCCAUGUUUUGCCUUUGAUGCUUCGAUAUGCUGGAAAUGCGUCCGAGUUGACAGGGACUGAAACUCUUGCGCUGUCAAGAGCUAGUUGUAUUGUGAUGCUUAUUGCAUACAUUUCUUACCUUGUUUUCCAGCUAUGCUCUCAUCGGACACUAUUUGAAGCUUCCCAGGAUGACGAAGGAGAUAGUGACAUGGUAUCUGAUGAAUCAGCCGUGAUUGGAUCCUGGAGUGCAUUUGUUUGGCUAGUUCUAAUGACAGGUGUUAUAGCCCUACUGUCGGAAUAUGUUGUGGGCACAAUUGAGGCUGCAUCAGACUCUUGGGGAUUAUCCGUCAGUUUCAUCAGUGUAAUUUUGCUACCAAUUGUUGGAAAUGCUGCAGAACAUGCUGGGGCUGUCAUUUUUGCCUUUAAGAACAAGCUGGAUAUUUCUUUGGGUGUAGCACUGGGUUCAGCUACUCAAAUUUCCAUGUUCGUGAUUCCAUUAAGCAUAAUUGUGGCGUGGAUAACCGGUAUCAACAUGAAUCUCGACUUCAAUCUCCUUGAAACCAGUUGUCUUGCUCUAUCAAUAAUCGUCACAGCAUUCACUUUACAGGACGGAACAUCUCAUUACCUUAAAGGACUAGUUCUGCUGCUAUGUUACCUAGUUAUUGGGGCUUGCUUUUUCAUUUUCAGAACUCCAAAUAAUCAUGCUGACAGUGUCAACAUAAGUUUCAGAUCAUCCAAUGAAAGAAUCAUGAGAGUUUGA
Messenger RNA from Fraxinus pennsylvanica, 1383 nucleotides. Lineage: Eukaryota; Viridiplantae; Streptophyta; Magnoliopsida; Lamiales; Oleaceae. The record is from the annotation of a GenBank genome assembly.